UGUUUCACCGCUGGUCGUGUUGGCAUGGACAAAUUCAAUGAAAGUCAGGCCAAGUCCACCAUUGUGGGCACUGCUGGGCUUUCGUCUAGAGGGUUUUGUGCCUGCUGCUCUGUUGCCGCUGACACUCACUAUGGUGCUAUUUCUUGGACCUCUGACCCAGCUGGCAAUUGAGAGCCCAAGAGGACUUUUUCAUGAUGUCAAAGUAGGCCUGAAUUCUCGAUCUUGGAGUAAGUGUGUGAAAGAUUUGCGAUGGUUGAGGAACCAGGUGGUGGCUCCAUUAACAGAGGAGUUUGUUUUUCGGGCUUGCAUGAUUCCAAUGUUGGUGCCAUGCACUGGUCCCACUGCUGCCAUCUUCAUCAGUCCACUCUUCUUUGGCGUGGCCCAUUUCCAUCAUAUCAUUGAACAGCUUCGCUUUGGACAAGACACUGUGUUUGAGAUCCUAAUUUGUGCAGCUUUCCAGUUCACUUAUACUUACAUUUUUGGAGUCUACACGGCAUUCAUAUUCAUAAGGACAGGUCAUCUGAUGGGACCCGUGUUGUGCCACUCGUUUUGCAACCAGAUGGGUUUUCCUGCCAUUGGCUCAGUUUUACAGCACCCGCAGAGGCCUGCGAUCCUGCUCUCCUACCAGCUGGGUGUUCUGCUCUUCCUCAUCCUCCUCUUCCCCUUCACAGAUCCUGCUUUUUAUGGCAUGACCCCCAUCUGCAGUCUACUGCUUACACCUCGCUCUGCCUGUGCAUGACACAUCUUCACGGUGCCUGGAUUGAAAUGUACCUCAAAGUCUUUAAAAAAUAUGACUGGGGAAAGAGCAUGAAAGACAGUAAAUGAAGCAUGUUGCUUUCGUGAAAAAGACUCAACAUUUCCCACACAUUCAUCAGCCUAGAUGAUGAGUAAAUGACUGUCAUGUUUCAUUUCCUUGCCUUUUUGUGGUAAGAGUUUUCAAACUGGCGUGUAGCUCAGUGGCUCAUUCGAAUGUUUUAUUUUUUCAUUAUGCCCCAUAUUUCUCUUUCAGUUAUCAGCUGUGAUGCUGUAAAAUUAAAACCAGAUGCUGAUAUGUAUAACAGAUGAGAUGCUAGUCGACAUUCAGUACUAAUCUCAGAUGAGCAGCAUUCUCUGCCUUGUUUUUUAAAAUGAAGAAUGUCGUUAAAGUAGUCCAUGUUACGUCAGUGGUUCAACCUUAAUUUUAUGGAGCAACAAGAAUACUUUUUGUGUGCAAAGAAAACAAAAAUAAUAAUUUAUUCGCUUCCGUGUCAGUCUUUGACACGCGUACAUGACAGUACCACGGAAGAGAAGAAAUUGUUAAAUAAAGUCGUUAUUUUUAUUUUCUUUGCGCACAAAAAUAUUGUUGUAGCUUCAUAACAUUACGGUUGAACUACUGAUGUCACAUGGACUAUUUUAACGAUGUCCUUGCUACCUUUCUGGGCCUUGAACGUGUCAGUUGCGUUGUUGUCUAUGGAGGGUCAGAAAGAUUUAAUCAAAAAUAUCUUAAUUUGUGUUCCAAAGAUGAACUAAGGUCUUACGGGUUUGGAACGACAUGAGGGUUGAUUUGUACUUUUUUGGGUGAGCUAUGCCCUUAAAACUUUUAUUCAGCAAAGAUGCAAUAAAUUGAUCAAAGGUUACAAUUAUAAUGUCACAAAAGAUUAUAAUGCUGUUCUUUUAAACUUUAUAUUCAUCAAAGAAUUCAGAAAAAAAUAAGCAUUAUUAUAUAUUUAAAAAAACAAAAUUA
This is a messenger RNA of Onychostoma macrolepis, 1723 nucleotides long. Its product is annotated as CAAX prenyl protease 2. Gene Ontology annotation, biological process: CAAX-box protein processing. The record is from RefSeq and is a predicted model, not a curated record. Gene Ontology annotation, cellular component: endoplasmic reticulum membrane. The transcript is spliced from 7 exons. Bases 38 to 739 code for a protein of 233 amino acids. Gene Ontology annotation, molecular function: metalloendopeptidase activity. NCBI's taxonomy places the organism in Eukaryota, Metazoa, Chordata, Actinopteri, Cypriniformes, Cyprinidae.